AUGGAACGAAUGCUUACACUCUAUAACGAAGGAGUUGACCGUCGCUGUGUUGUUUGUCAGAGCGAAGUGCAAUUUGAAGAAACGGUCUCUGUGUUCCACUGUACGCAUUUCCUUCACAGAGAGUGGUAUGAUGCAUUCGAACUCUAUGCAGAUUCCAUACACAGGAAUACCGUAGCUUGUCCAUUUUGUCGCGAGGAAUACCCGUUCGGCUCUACGAGGGAUUACGUAUUUUCAACCCCACCUGCUCAGCCAAGAAGGCUCUACCGUCCUGUGAUCCUGACUCCGAAAGAGGCGAGGCUGGGCCUCCAGAGAAGAUGUGCGAGGGUGUUUCAAGAACCUUGGGUUAACACAUCUUUGUACUUGUAUAAAUACCUCCAUAUUGGAGAAGAAUAA
Molecule: messenger RNA, 393 nt
Organism: Prunus armeniaca (apricot)
Lineage: Eukaryota; Viridiplantae; Streptophyta; Magnoliopsida; Rosales; Rosaceae
Source: the annotation of a GenBank genome assembly